AUGGCCGACGCCGCUGCGACCGCAGGCACGAAGCUCGACGCUUCAGCCAUUGCCGCGCCGUUUAGCUCCGCCGUGCGGCAAUACAUUGAGCGCGACAUGGGCGGAGUCGGUCCGAAGCUCGUGGGUCUGCUCGCGCACGGCGAUCCUUCUGCCAAGAAGUACGCCGAGUGGACCGGCAAAGCCUGUGCCCGCGACGGCAUUCGCUACGAGCUGCGCGAAGUCCCGAAGGACGAGCUGCUGGCGGCAUUGCAAGUCGCCAACGCAGACGCAGACGUGCACGGCAUCCUGGUGUACUACCCGUGCUUUGGCGCGUUUCCCAGCUUCUUUGGUGGCUCCAUGGACGACUUUCUCCGCGACAGCAUUAGUAUCAAGAAAGACGUGGAAGGACUGGGCCAAUUCUACCGCGGCAACUUGUACCGGAACAUUCGCUACGUGGACGACGAGCAGACGCAAAAGUGCGUGCUGCCCUGCACGCCGCUGGCGAUUGUCAAGAUAUUGGAACACGUUGGCAUCUACGACAAGGCGCGAGCGACCAACUCGGGCAAUCACUUGGCAGGGGUCACCAUUACGGUGAUCAACCGCAGCGACAUUGUUGGUCGCCCCUUGGCGGCCAUGCUGGCCAAUGACGGGGCGGACGUGUUCAGCGCCGACAUUGACUCGCUCUACUUGUUCCGCCGCGGGAAACUCAUUCCGAGCGACGAGACGCCCGAGACAGCGUGCAGAAAGUCCCGUGUCAUCAUCACUGGCGUGCCGGCCAAGAGCUACAAGCUGCCGCUCGAGUGGGUGAGCGAGAACACGGUUGUCAUUAACGUCGCGUCGUUCAAGAACGUGGACGAGGCCGGGCUGCUGAAAAUCAAAGGCGUGCAGUACGUGCCGCUGGUGGGUAAAGUGACGGUGGCGAUGCUCGAGCGCAAUCUUCUACGCCUGUAUGAGAAUUUCCACUGGAAGCCGAGAAAGGUGUGGCAGUAA
Messenger RNA from Hyaloperonospora brassicae, 969 nucleotides. The record is from the annotation of a GenBank genome assembly. Lineage: Eukaryota; Oomycota; Peronosporomycetes; Peronosporales; Peronosporaceae.